Messenger RNA from Pteropus alecto (black flying fox), 4239 nucleotides. RefSeq names its product deltex E3 ubiquitin ligase 3L (gene DTX3L). The coding region runs from base 78 to 2318 and encodes 746 amino acids. The record is from RefSeq and is a predicted model, not a curated record. Lineage: Eukaryota; Metazoa; Chordata; Mammalia; Chiroptera; Pteropodidae. Gene Ontology annotation, biological process: Notch signaling pathway; protein ubiquitination. The transcript is spliced from 5 exons.
CAGGGCGGGAUCCACCCCUGCCCCAGUCCGGCCCCAGCAGCGCCCGGAGCCUCUGUGCCAGCCGGACGCGGAGAGCCAUGGCCUCGCACCUCUGCCCGCCGUCCCCGCUGCUCGUGCGGGUGUCCGAGCCCGGCAUCUCGCUAUCCCUACACAGGAAGCUGAAUGCCUACUUCCAGAGCCGGGACUCGGAUGGUGGGGAGUGCAACGUCCGACCUUGGGGCCCCAGCGGCCAGGGUACCUUCCAGGUGCAAUUCUUGGAAAAGGAAGCCAAGGAGAGAGUGUUGAAAAAAGAAAAUCACCAAAUGUUGGUUGACAACAAACUCGUGACUAUUUUCCUGGAGCCCACUAAAAAUCCAGUAGAGGAGAAUACCAGACCCGGAAUAUCUUCGUUGACACUGUCACAAGAAGGGAUGAGGUCUGGUGAGAAGGAUCCAAAUGAAAAACAUGUUCCUAGUGCUGUGGAUUCCUGUGUCGAAAAGAUCUUUCUUGCCGUCACAGCUGACUUGAACUGUAACCUGUUCUCUAAAGAGCAGAGGGAACACAUAACCACUCUCUGCCCCAAUGUCAAAAAAUUGGAGAGCUACGAUGGAAUUGAGAGGGUGUGUGGUGACUUUAAAGAUAUUGAAAAAAUAUACGGCUUCUUGAAUGAGCAACUCCUAAAAAGUGAGCAGAAACAUGGAUCUUCCCCUUUGAGAACAGAGAGGGAGCCAAUCCAUCAGCAGGACCAGAACCGCUGUGUUUCUCCCUUUGACCCAAAAACCAGGUCAGAAGAGAAAAGCGACCAUUGUGAAGUUCCUUUGCCUUUGUCUGAAUACUCCAAAUAUCCUGAGAAAUAUCCUGAGAAAAUGGACUCAAAAGAGAAAGGACUUGCUGUAAAAAUAAAAAGUCAAGAGAGUUCUCCGAAUUCAGUCUCUGCAGACUUCACCUCAAGUCACUUAGGUAACCUCAGAGCAGCUCAAGAGUCUUUCAUCAGUGAAACUCAGAAGAGCGUGGGCACUCUGCAGCAGGAAAGUGUUGCUUUAGCAGACAGUAAGCAGGCAAAUAAAAUCAAACAGGAAUUGAAUCACCAGUUCACAAAGCUCCAUAUAGAGGAGCAUGGAGGAAAAUUAACUCUCCACGGGACUCAGGACAACAUUUCAGCUGCCAAACAUUUUCUUGCCUCCCCGAUCUCUGAAAGUCUUGUCAAGGCACCUGUGAAAAUAUUGAAUCUCUGGAGUCCUAUGAGACGAAUUACGAUUACCAAUGCUCACUAUAAGCUUUUAGAAGCUGAAUUACUCCAGGAGAUAUCAGAGAUAGAAAAAAGAUACAACGUUCAAAGUAAGAUUUUGAGCGAAAGUUGGAAAACUCACAUCCUAUUUGAACCUAAGGACAAGGAGUUAGAUCUGUCUAUGCAUGCUUAUGCAAGUUUCAUUGAUGCCUAUCAAUCUGUCUCAUGUCAGCUAAUGACAGAGUUUCUUUCACUGAAAACUUUGGGCAAGGGAAGAAUGCACUUAAGUGGCACCAGCUUCACUGAUGACUUUAAUAAGAGGCAUCCAGAUGUACACUUAGUGCUAAAUCAAGAGUCCAUGACUUUGAUUGGGUUGCCAAAUCAACUUGCAAAGGCAAAGCAGUAUGUCUUAAAAAGAGGGGGAAUGUCCUCAUUACCUGGAGAGAAAUGGAAUGAAGAUAAUGAAACGCCCAUGGACAUCGAUGUUAAUGACUCAGAAAUAGCUUCACCAACAUUUCGGUGCUCUGCCAGUUCUGGGGCAUCAGGAUUGGACAAGGAAGAGGACAUUUGCGUCAUCUGUAUGGAGCCCAUUAGUAACAAACAAGUGCUAUCAAAGUGCAAGCACCAAUUCUGCGCCCCUUGUAUCAACAAAGCCAUGACAUAUAAGCCAGUCUGUCCUGUGUGCCUGACUUCCUAUGGUGUCCAGAAAGGGAAUCAGCCAGAGGGAACCAUGGAAGUCAUUUUCGAAAGACAAUCACUUCCAGGUUAUCAACACUGUGGCUCCAUUAAGAUUAGAUAUAAUAUGUUUGGAGGCAUACAAACAAAAGACCACCCAAACCCAGGAAAAGAAUAUAAGGGAAUACAGCGAACUGCCUAUUUGCCUGACAAUAAAGAAGGACAAGAGGUUUUGACACUGCUUCGUAGAGCCUUUGACCAUAAGCUGAUUUUCACAGUGGGAUAUUCUCGAGUUUUAGGAGUUUCAGAUGUCAUUACAUGGAAUGAUAUCCACCACAAAACAUCCCGGUCUGGGGGACCUGAAAUGUAUGGCUACCCUGAUCCUCAUUAUCUGAAACGCGUCAAACAGGAGCUGAAAGAUAAAGGAAUUAAGUAAGAAGACUGCUGGAAGGGCGUCUUGAGCCAAGCUUUCAAAAAGACAUGGUCGAAGAAGCUGAGAAAAUGCCCAUUUAAAUCAUUAUGUAGAAAUGCCUUUUAAAAAUGUUCAUCUCAAAAAGGGGUUUGUGUAAAAGUAAGAAUCUGAUAGUCUGUUGUUUUCAGAGUGUCACUUAUGGAAUAUGAAAGCCCCGAAGAUCUGUGUGAUGUUGCUACAGAGGUGUUGUGCCUCAUUCUUUUUUGUGGGGAGAGGGGAUGGAUGAAAUGCUGUGGGUAUGAAAUCAUCUUCUGUGGUCUUCAGUUAAAAUACUAACUGCCAAUUGAUCUUUCUUUUUACUACCAUUUCUGGGGUGGUUUUUAUAGUUUUUUUUUGUUGUUGUUGUUGGUUGGUUGGUUGCCCUUUACUCUAAAGUUAAAAUCCUGGUACGAGGUGGGGUGGGAUGGGGCUUUGAUUACAGAAAAUUAAGAGACAUUUCCUUCCCUCAUGGCCAAAAAAGUGGCCAGGAGCAAAGAUUGGGCAACCUUUGAUAAUAGAUAGCAUAAGGUUAUUAUUCUUCAUGACACAGAGCCAGGUAUACAGUUGAUGCUUAAUAAAUUUUUGCUGCCUGACUCAGGUGGCUAAUCAUCCAGCAGAGGCAUUUUUGGCUUCCCAAAUCUUUAGCAGAGGUAGGAGUAAGGAAGCCAUUUCCGAGGUCCUCACCACUGAUUUGGAAAACUGAGUUUCUUACUCUAGAGCACUUGGCCUCUGAAUGCUGACCUCUGGACAAGUUUCCAAGCUAGUCCUUGCUCUCCGAUGACCCUUGUAAUCUGCUAUAUGGGGUGCACUUGCUACACAUUUCUAAACCAUUUUUUCCUCUGAAUAUAUUGCACUUUUGAGUGUACCCCACUUCCAGUUUUAACAGAUAAUAACCUACCUUUAGUUUCCAUAGAUUAUCAUUUUCUUAGUAACUGUAGCCUCCUAAGUGGACAUUUGUCCAUUCUUUUACUAAGUCUCUCUAAGUCAUGUUUUCUCUCAUGAAAUCUUUCUCCCUGAUACUCUCUGGACACAAGAGGCAAGAGUUGAGCCUACUAUAAGGAAUCUAUGACAUGUCAAAAUUUGCUUUUAAAUAGUUCUCCAGCCACAAGAAAGUUAGAAUAGCAAAUUAUCUGGUCAUCCACAUCCCAGCUUCUCUCCAAAAAUGAUGAACGAGAUGUCUUUUUCUUUUCCUAAAGAUAUACAUACACACACAUAUACAUUUUUGGUCAGAAGGUAAUAGUUAAUAUUUAUUGUGGACUUAUUUUGUCCCCUUUAUUUGAGCUUUAUCUUUGCGUAAUUGAUACCAGUAGUAUCCCCAUUUUAUAACUGAGCAAACUGAUGUGCAGAGAGGAAACUUUAACAAAGGUCACACAUUAAUAAGUAGAAAUGCUGAGAUUUGAAAACGAUAGUCUGGCUCCAAGGCUUCUGCACUCCAAGGUCAUACUGCCUCCCACAGGGAGACUUCUCAUCCAAGGAGCAGGCCGAGGAGUUCCCAUCGUUCCGCACCUCUCUCAGAAAUGGAUUCCUGCAUGGUGCUCACAGCAGAUUUCCUCCAAGGAGAUCCUAUUUGAAGAACUUUCCUCUGUCCAGAGUUGAGGGAGCUUAUUACAUUAGAUGAUAUGUCUUUUUUUUUUUUUAAAUCAGGUUAUACAUUUAAUUUUUAGUGAUCAUUUAUGUCUUUACUGUUAUGAUUAAUUGUUUUGUAGCUACUGAUCUUUUAGCUAAAUUUGCUUCAAAAAAACCCAAAAGUUGGGUCCUCGCUGAGGUCUGGAUCCUUGAUCACAAUGUAGUGUGUGCACAGGCAGCUUAAGGGUAUGAGUGGUUCGUGAGCCUUUGGAUUGCCGCUUUUGCUCUGUGGAAGGUAUCCGUAUCUGCUUUAAAUAAAGUUAUAUCCAUAUUAGGAACA